AUGCGAAUUGCAGCAAUGGCAUUCCCAAGAAAGCUGGUACUGCUCUCAGCAAUAGUGGUGGCAGUUAUGGCAUCUGGAUGGUGGGACAAUCAAUGGGAUGGCCCGUGGCAUCACGAUGUUCAUCCGUAUCAUCACGGGCAUCAUGGAUUGUACGAUCAUCAUGGUCACUUCGGUCAUGGGCUAUUCGAUCAUCAUGAUCACGGGUUCCAUCAUGGGCAUCACCAUCCUUCGCAUGACUGGGACUGGGGUUGGGGCUGGAACUAA
Gongylonema pulchrum is the source of this 264-nucleotide messenger RNA. The record is from the annotation of a GenBank genome assembly. Lineage: Eukaryota; Metazoa; Nematoda; Chromadorea; Rhabditida; Gongylonematidae.